This is a messenger RNA of Penicillium chermesinum, 543 nucleotides long. RefSeq lists its product as uncharacterized. The transcript has a single exon. Lineage: Eukaryota; Fungi; Ascomycota; Eurotiomycetes; Eurotiales; Aspergillaceae. The record is from RefSeq and is a predicted model, not a curated record. Bases 1 to 543 code for a protein of 180 amino acids.
AUGUCCGACUCCGAUUGCCUUUUCAUACGAGAGAUAAGUGACGACGCCAUCGAAAACGCCUUGACUGAAGGACUUGAAGACCGUUGGGUUGAAGAUGAUUCCAGAGCAAAUGUUCCUGCUUUGCAACAUUCUUCAUCGCCCAUGGUUCAUCCUGUCACGGUUCAGGACCCGGAAAGACCUCGUUCUCCUCCAGCUGUUCCUUCAAAUAGAAGAACCACUCCGGAUCCACAGACCCUUGAGCUCGCUCCGACAUCGACGUACCUGCUACCUCGGGUACAAGAGAUUCCUGCGGUCAACGAACCUCUCCCACGAAACUACACGGCAAGCCCUACCAGGACUAUUAACAUACAUCGCUUGAAGGCACCCGCAGGAUUGCCUAUCACUCAAGGCAAUAGGGAUACUACACAACCAAACAACGCGGAUGAGCCUCAGAGGCCUACUGCGUUCCUUUUUUCCGGGAGGGAGAAGGUUAUUUCGAGACGUCGGUCCUUGAGGGACGUUGAAUCUCUCGAAUCACGAAUAGCCAAGCUCCUUUCAAACUGA